GGAUAAUAUUUCUCACUUCAGCAGCGAAGCGGUGAAAUGUGACGUUUAGUGUCACGUGAUGAAGGCGGAAGCGAGCACCGAGUGAAAGCUCCACCACAAACUUCAGCUAAAGUAUUUUGUUGAUGAUGGAUGUCUUACGGCCGGUACUCAUUAACAUCAACGGGAGAAUUUACAGAAAAAAUCCUAUUCAAGAGGAAGAUUAUGAAGAAGAAGAGGAAGAAGAUUAUUCAUACUCACAAACAGCCGUUGAGCAGUGUCUGGAUGAACCCUGUGAUGCUCACGUCAUAGAACAGACAGAGAAAGGCUUCCGCUGUGCCAUAGACGUGCCAAGUGUCCUUUAUAAGUAUAUUAUCGGAAAGAAAGGAGAGACAAGGAAGCGUCUGGAAUCAGAGACGAAAACUUCGAUCAGUAUACCCAAACAGGGUGUAGAGGGACAAAUCGUGGUCACAGGUGCGCAGCGGGCCGCUGUGGUCUCCGCUGUAACACGCGUUGAGGUUUUGAUUGACAGCUUUCGAAGGAAGCAGCCGUUCACCCACUUUCUGUCUUUGGCACUGAAUCAUCCUCGGGUGCAGGAGGGGUUUGUGCGCUUCAGCGAGGAGGUGCUGGAACGCUGCCGACAGGACGCUGGGGUGGAGGGCAGUAUUUUUCAGAACCCGGCUAAACUCCACCUCACCAUCGGUACUCUGGUCCUGCUGAACGAACAGGAAGUGACACGUGCGAGCGAGCUGCUUCAACAGUGUCAAGAGACCAUCAGAGACAUCACAGAAGGAAAAGCUCUUGCUGUUGAGGUCAGAGGAAUCGAGUACAUGAACGACGACCCAUCCAUGGUGGACGUUCUCUAUGCGAAAGUAUCCGCGAAAGACGGAUCAAAGAAACUGCAGCAGAUAGCCGACAGGCUGGUGGAGUGUUUCGUGUCAGCUGGUCUGAUGGAACGCGAGUGGGAUCAAGUAAAGAUUCACGGCACAGUGAUGAACACCCUCUUCCGGAAAGAUCCGUCAGCUGAGGCUAAAAGAACUCAAGGGAAACUGAAUGGUAAAGAUCGUGAAGCUUUUGAUGCAAGAAACAUCUUAAAGGAGUUUGGCGAGUUUUAUUUUGGAGCGUUUGAUCUGAAGUGUGUUCAUCUGUCUCAGAGAUUCUCCACAGACUGUACGGGAUAUUAUUCCUCUGCAGGACAAAUCACAUUCACCUGAUGGAAACAUUACACACACUAAAUACACUUCUCUGCAAAACUAAACGUAUACACAAAACAUAUAUAAUAUGAAUAUUUAAAUAAUAAACUUUUUUUCCUGAA
Triplophysa rosa is the source of this 1291-nucleotide messenger RNA. It is a transcript of the gene ascc1, whose product is annotated as activating signal cointegrator 1 complex subunit 1. The transcript is spliced from 10 exons. Gene Ontology annotation, cellular component: nucleus. Gene Ontology annotation, biological process: regulation of DNA-templated transcription; DNA alkylation repair. The coding region runs from base 123 to 1190 and encodes 355 amino acids. Lineage: Eukaryota; Metazoa; Chordata; Actinopteri; Cypriniformes; Nemacheilidae. The record is from RefSeq and is a predicted model, not a curated record. Gene Ontology annotation, molecular function: RNA binding.